Messenger RNA from Cavia porcellus (domestic guinea pig), 18148 nucleotides. RefSeq names its product mucin 6, oligomeric mucus/gel-forming (gene Muc6). The record is from RefSeq and is a predicted model, not a curated record. Gene Ontology annotation, molecular function: protein binding. Gene Ontology annotation, cellular component: extracellular matrix. The transcript has 32 exons. NCBI's taxonomy places the organism in Eukaryota, Metazoa, Chordata, Mammalia, Rodentia, Caviidae.
AUGCGUGGGCCCAGGCUGCUACUGCUGCUGCUGUUGCUGCUGCUGCCCUGUGGGGUGGUCCUGCUCAAGGCUGACCCUGCCACUGUCUCCACAGCCCCAGACAAGGGCUGGUGCUCCACGUGGGGCGCCAGCCACUUCUCCACAUUCGACUAUGGUGCCUACGAUUUCUCGGGGACCUGCAACUAUGUCUUCGCGGCCACCUGCAAAAACGCAAUGCCCGCCUUCAGUGUGCAGCUGCGGCGCGGGCCAGACGGGAACAUCUUCCGGAUCAUUGUGGAGCUGGGGGCCUCUGUCAUCACUGUGGAAAAUGGGACCAUCUCCAUCAAGGACGUGGGGGUCGUCAGCCUGCCCUACACCAGCAAUGGGCUUCAGAUGACACCCUACGGCCAGAGCGUGCAGCUGGCAGCCAAGCAGCUAGAGCUGGAGUUGGUGGUACUGUGGGGCCCAGAUCCCCACCUCAUGGUGAGGGUGCAGGGCCAGGCACGUUGGGGAGUGAGUGGGGCACUGGGCUGGGAGCAGGAGGGACGACCCCCCAGCAGUGCCCACCAUCCACCAUAGGUCCUGGUGGAGAGGAAGUACAUGGGCCAGAUGUGCGGGCUGUGUGGAAACUUUGACGGGAAUGCGGACAAUGACUUUAUGAGCGAGGAUGGCAAACUCCUAGAACCCCACAAGUUCGCUGCACUCCAGAAGCUUGAUGACCCCAAUGAGAUCUGCACCUACGAGGCCAUCCCCAGCACCCCCAUGCUGCAUGCCAAGGACGCCCAGACCUGUGCCCAGCUGCUUGCCCUGGUGUCUCCUGAGUGUGACGUGCCCAAGAAGCUGCUGGUGCAUAGCUGCCAGGUGGACAUGGUGGCCUGCAACCCACCUGGACAGCCCAACUGCAGCUGUGCCACGCUGUCGGAGUUCUCACGCCGCUGCAGCAUGGCAGGCCAGCCUGUGAGCCGCUGGCGGGGCCCUGGCCUCUGCUCGCUGGGCUCAUGCCCGGCCAGCCUGGAGUACCAGGAGUGUGGCGUGGUCUGCACCCGGACCUGCUCCAAUCCCCGGCACAGCUGUCCCAGUUCCUGCACCUUUGGCUGCUUCUGCCCAGAAGGUACGGUGCUCGACAAUCUCUCCACAAACCACACAUGUGUGCCACUCAGCCAGUGCCCCUGCAUGCUCAAUGGGGUGGUCUACAGCCCUGGUGAGGUCACAGCAGCCACCUGCCAGACCUGCCAGUGCACCACAGGACACUGGACGUGCAUGGAGAAGCCGUGCCCUGGGACCUGCUCCCUGGAAGGUGGCUCCUUUGUCACCACAUUUGACACCAGGCCUUACCGCUUCCACGGCACCUGCACCUACAUCCUCCUCCAGAGUCCACAGCUCCCUGAUGAGGGCACCCUCAUGGCCGUGUACGACAAGUCGGGCUACUCGCAUUCGGAGACCUCCCUGACUGCUGUCAUCUACAUGUCCCAGAAGGACAAAAUUGUGAUCUCAGAGGAUGAGGUGAUCACCAAUCACGGAGACACCAAGUGGCUACCAUACAAGACAGGCAACAUCACCAUCUUCAGGCAGACGUCUACCCACCUCCAGAUGGCCACCACCUUCGGGCUGGAGCUUGUGGUCCAGCUACGCCCUAUCUUCCAGCUGUAUAUCACUGUUGGGUCCCAGUUCCAAGGCCAAACCAGAGGGCUUUGUGGCAACUUCAACGGGGACACGACUGAUGACUUCAUGACCAGUAUGGGCAUUGACGAGGGCACCGCCACGCCCUUCGUGGACUCCUGGCGGGCAGGAAACUGCCCAGCUGCCCUGGAGCGUGAGACCGACCCCUGCUCCAUGAGCCAGCUCAACAAGGUGUGCGCGGAGACCCACUGCUCAGAGCUGCUGAGGAAGGGAGGCGCCUUCGAGAAGUGCCACACCACAGUGAACCCCACACCCUUCUACAAGAGGUGCAUUUACCAGGCCUGCAACUACGAGGAGACUUUCCCCCACAUCUGCGCAGCCCUGGGCACCUACGCGCAGGCCUGUGCCUCCCAGGGCAUCCUGCUCUGGGGCUGGAGGAGCAGUGUGGACAACUGCACCGUCCCCUGCACUGGCAACCGCACAUUCAGCUACAACAGCCAGGCCUGCGGCCGCACAUGCCUAUCACUCUCUGACCAUGAAGCAGAGUGCCAUCCCAGUGCCAUGCCUGUGGACGGCUGCAACUGCCCUGAGGGCACCUACCUGGACCACAGGGGAGAGUGCGUGCGCAAGGCCCAGUGCCCCUGCUUGCUGGAUAGCUCCAAGUUCCUUCCAUCGGACCAGUCUACCAUGAUUAAUGGAGUCAUCUGCUAUUGCGUCAAUGGGCGGCUUAGCUGCUCAGGGCAGCCACAGAACCUCCUGGCUUCCUGCCCAGCCCCCAAGACGUUCCAGUCCUGCGACCAGUCCGCAGAAGACAAGUUCGGGGCCGCGUGCGCGCCCACCUGUCAGAUGCUGGCCACGGGCACUGCCUGUGUGCCCACCAAGUGCGAGCCUGGCUGUGCCUGUGCAGAGGGGCUCUAUGAGGACCCCAGUGGGGAGUGUGUGCCCCCAGAGCAGUGUCCAUGUGAUUUUGCGGGGGUCUCCUACCCCGGGGGCGCCAAGCUCCACACUGACUGUAAGAUCUGCACCUGCUCACAGGGGCGCUGGGCCUGCCAGCAAGGCGCCCACUGCCCAUCCACCUGCGUGCUGUACGGGGAGGGCCACAUGGUUACCUUUGAUGGGCAGCGCUUCAUGUUUGAUGGCAACUGCGAGUAUACCCUGGCCACGGACGACUGUGGCACCAACAGCUCCCAGCCCAUCUUCAAGGUCCUGACAGAAAACAUCAUCUGUGGGAAGUUGGGGGUCACCUGUUCCCGUGCCAUCAAGACUACCCUGGGCGGCCUGUCCAUCACCAUGGCAGACGGCAGCUAUGUGGUGCAUGGCGAGGACUCCCAUGUGCACUUCCAAGUGCAGCUCAGCGCCCUGAGCCUGGUGCUGGAUGUGGACAUCCCUGGGAGGCUCAACAUGACGCUCAUCUGGAACAAGCACAUGAGUGUCUCCAUCAAGAUCAGCCGCUCCUCUGAGGAUGCCCUCUGUGGCUUGUGUGGCAAUGCCAACGGGAACAUGAAGGACGACUUUGAGACACGCAGCAGGUAUGUGGCGUCCAGUGAGCUGGAGUUCGUGAACUCCUGGAAGGAGAGCCCACUGUGCGGGGACAUGCGCGCUGCAGUGGAGCCUUGCAGUCUCAAUGCCUUCCGCCGCUCCUGGGCCGAGCGCAAGUGCAGCAUCAUCAACGGCCAGACCUUCGCUGCCUGCCACAGCAAGGUGUACCACCUGCCCUACUAUGAGGCUUGUGUGCAUGACGCAUGUGGCUGUGACACGGGUGGAGACUGUGAGUGUCUAUGUGACGCAGUGGCCGCCUAUGCCAAGGCCUGCCUGGACAAGGGCGUGUGUGUGGACUGGAGGGCCCCAGACUUCUGCCCCAUCUACUGUGACUUCUACAACACCCACCCGCACAAGGGAAGCAAGGAGCAGCUCACACAGGAAGAUGACUGCCUGUGGCACUACCGGCCCUGCCUCUGCCCUGGCAGCCUGCAGGACUUCAAGGGCACCAACAUCGAAGGCUGUUACAACUGCUCCCAGGACGAGUACUUUGACCAGAGCCAGGGGACCUGCGUGCCCUGCGCCUCACAGCCCACGUCGCCACCGCUGCCAUCCACCACAGGAUCACCGCCCACCACAGCAAUCAACAGCACCAGCCAACCCAGCACCCUGCCCAUAGCCACAGGUACCCAGUCACCAGGCCACCCAACCACAGCCUCCACAGAGAGACAGACGACCUCAGCCUCUACCACGUCAAGAGAAUCCUCUCCAACCACCUCGGCUGUCACCACACCUGCCACAUCACCUCUGGUGCCUACAGUCACAGUGACAUCAACAGCCACAGGACACAGAGUUACCACAGCAACAACAGAGCCCACAACAUCAUCUCCCAGCGCAGUUACCAUGUCCACAGCUCAGUUCACGGCACAGACGACAAUGGUUCCACUGACCGUGACCACGUGGGCAACACCUCAUGGACACGAAACAACUGCCCACAAGAAGACAACAGGCACAGCAACAACCACACACACACCGAUAGCAGAACUGACUUCCAGAGCCACACAAGCCACACGGCACACGAGCCAGAGCAGUGGGCGCCCAACAGCACCGCAAACGCAGCCUGUGGAACUCGCCUCCACAGCACUGCCAACGGACAUGCCCAGCCAAUCCCAACCCACGCUGCCCACCUCCCAAACCCCUCACCACACAACUCACACUCCUCAAGGACCAUCCCCACAGACCACCAGCCAUUCUGCACCCACAUUAGGCCCUCAGACACAGCCUCCCAGUGAGUCUCCAACACUCACCCCGGCUCUGACAACUCCCUCCUCUCAGAGUGCCAGAACCAGUCCACACGAAGUCUCCUCUGCUUCCACCAUGACACCAACAUCGACUACCCAGCAAGAUUCCACAGUGACAAUAUCAACACACACUGGACCACAACCAACCAUGACCACAAUUUCCACUAGCCAGGCCCACGUCUCAUUCAGCACAGCCAGGACAUCGCCUGUCCACAUCACACCACCUUCCUCCACACCCAAACUAGAAUCCAUGUCAGUCCAUCCCACCACCACCUCCUCCUACCCGAGCAGUAUGGAAACUGGCACCACAGUGGCCCUUACAACAUCCAACCCACCCAGCAGUGUGCACACCUCAUUGUCCACACACUCCUCUCCCACAGUGUCAGUAUUGCAUACUUUACACUCCACACUGGUCUCAGGAACUUCCCUCCAGACCACCACCAGAUUUCCCACCACAUCUGGGCCACAGACACAGUCUACCAGUGAAUUUCCAACAGUCACCACCUCUUUGCUAACUGCCAUGCCUCAUAUCACGUUUACUGGCCCAAAUCUGGGAUUUUCUUCAUCGACCAUGAAGCCAGCUACUACCACCCAUCCAAUAUCCAUGCUUACAGGAACCACACAAACUACUCAGCGACUAAGCAUGAUCACCAGUUCCACCACUCAGGCUCCCAUGUCAUUCAGCACAGCCAGGACAUCACCUGUCCAUAUCACACAACCUUCCUCUACACUCCAUUUGGAAUCCACCUCAGGCCAUCCUACUACCUCUUAUUCCUACCCAAGCAGUACGAAAACCAGUACCACAGUGGCUCUUACUAACUCCACUGCACCCAGCAGUGUCCACACCACACUCUCCACAUACUCUUCUUCCCCGCUGUCAGUCUCCCACACUCAGCACUCCACACACUCAGGAACAUCCUUGAAGACCACAACAAACCUUCCUAAUACACCUGGACUUCAGACAGAGCCGACCAGGGAGUCAGCAACAGUCACCACCUCAUUAGGAACCUCCACCUCUCAGGGCAACCCAACCACUAAACAUGUUAUGUCUAGUGCUUCCAUCAUGACACGAACUGCUGCCACCCACCCAGCCUCCAUGGUUACCACACACACUGCACCACCACUAACCAUUACCACAAAUUCCACUACCCAGGCCACCCUGUCAUUCAGCACACCCAGGACUUCACCUGUCCAUGUCACACAGCCUUCCUCCACAACUCACCUGGAAACCACAUCUGUCCAUCCCACCACCACCUCCUCCUACCCCAGCAGUAAGGAAACUGGCACCACAGUGGCCCUAACUUCUUCGACUGCACCCAGCAGUGUCCACACCCCAGCAUCCACACACUCCGCUCCCACUCUGUCCGACUCCCACACUCAACACUACACACCCACAGGAACAUCCCUCCAGACCACCACCAACAUUCCCGCCACAACCGCUCCUCAGACACAGCCUCCCAGUGAGUCUCCAACAGUCAUCACUUCACUGGUAACUUCCAGCCCUCAGAGCACCACAACCAGUCCACAAAUGGUGUCUUCUGCUUCCACCACCAAACCAACUGCUACCACCCAACCAACCUCUGUGAUUACAGGAACCACACACACUGCACUACCAGCAACCGUCACCACCAGUUCCACUACCCAGGCCCACCUGUCAUUCAGUACAACCAAGACAUCGCCUGUCCACAUCACACAACCUGCCUCCACAUCUCACCUGGAAUCCACGUCACUCCAUCCCGACACCACCUCCUCCUACCCCAGGAGUACAGAAACUGGCACCACAGUGGCCCUUACCACCUCCACCACACCCAGCAGUGUCCACACCUCAUUGUCCACACACUCCUCUCCCACAGUGUCAGUCUUGCAUACUUCACACUCCACUGCCCUCUCAGGAACUUCUCUCCAGACCACCAUCAGAUUUCCCACCACAUCUGGGACCCAGUCACAGCCUACCACUGAGGUUCCAACAGUCACCACCUCUUCGAUAACUGCCACCCAUCACACUGCCUCCACCAGUCCACAUGAGGUGUCUUCUGCAUCUACCAUGAGGCCAACUGCUACCACCCACCUUGCCACCACAGUUACAGAGGUAAAAACAACCAGCCCACCGAUAAUCAGCACCACCAAGGCCUUCUCUCAACCCCUCCUGUCCUUCAGCACACCCAGGACUUCACCUGUCCACGUCACACAGCCUUCCUCCACAACUCACCUGGAAACCACAUCUGUCCAUCCCACCACCACCUCCUCCUACCCCAGCAGUAAGGAAACUGGCACCACAGUGGCCCUAACUUCUUCGACUACACCCAGCAGUGUCCACACCCCAGCAUCCACACACUCCGCUCCCACUCUGUCCGACUCCCACACUCAACACUACACACCCACAGGAACAUCCCUCCAGACCACCACCAACAUUCCCGCCACAACCGCUCCUCAGACACAGCCUCCCAGUGAGUCUCCAACAGUCAUCACUUCACUGGUAACUUCCAGCCCUCAGAGCACCACAACCAGUCCACAAAUGGUGUCUUCUGCUUCCACCACCAAACCAACUGCUACCACCCAACCAACCUCUGUGAUUACAGGAACCACACACACUGCACUACCAGCAACCGUCACCACCAGUUCCACUACCCAGGCCCACCUGUCAUUCAGUACAACCAAGACAUCGCCUGUCCACAUCACACAACCUGCCUCCACAUCUCACCUGGAAUCCACGUCACUCCAUCCCGACACCACCUCCUCCUACGCCAGGAGUACAGAAACUGGCACCACAGUGGCCCUUACCACCUCCACCACACCCAGCAGUGUCCACACCUCAUUGUCCACACACUCCUCUCCCACAGUGUCAGUCUUGCAUACUUCACACUCCACUGCCCUCUCAGGAACUUCUCUCCAGACCACCAUCAGAUUUCCCACCACAUCUGGGACCCAGUCACAGCCUACCACUGAGGUUCCAACAGUCACCACCUCUUCGAUAACUGCCACCCAUCACACUGCCUCCACCAGUCCACAUGAGGUGUCUUCUGCAUCUACCAUGAGGCCAACUGCUACCACCCACCUUGCCACCACAGUUACAGAGGUAAAAACAACCAGCCCACCGAUAAUCAGCACCACCAAGGCCUUCUCUCAACCCCUCCUGUCCUUCAGCACACCCAGGACUUCACCUGUCCACGUCACACAGCCUUCCUCCACAACUCACCUGGAAACCACAUCUGUCCAUCCCACCACCACCUCCUCCUACCCCAGCAGUAAGGAAACUGGCACCACAGUGGCCCUAACUUCUUCGACUACACCCAGCAGUGUCCACACCCCAGCAUCCACACACUCCGCUCCCACUCUGUCCGACUCCCACACUCAACACUACACACCCACAGGAACAUCCCUCCAGACCACCACCAACAUUCCCGCCACAACCGCUCCUCAGACACAGCCUCCCAGUGAGUCUCCAACAGUCAUCACUUCACUGGUAACUUCCAGCCCUCAGAGCACCACAACCAGUCCACAAAUGGUGUCUUCUGCUUCCACCACCAAACCAACUGCUACCACCCAACCAACCUCUGUGAUUACAGGAACCACACACACUGCACUACCAGCAACCGUCACCACCAGUUCCACUACCCAGGCCCACCUGUCAUUCAGUACAACCAAGACAUCGCCUGUCCACAUCACACAACCUGCCUCCACAUCUCACCUGGAAUCCACGUCACUCCAUCCCGACACCACCUCCUCCUACCCCAGGAGUACAGAAACUGGCACCACAGUGGCCCUUACCACCUCCACCACACCCAGCAGUGUCCACACCUCAUUGUCCACACACUCCUCUCCCACAGUGUCAGUCUUGCAUACUUCACACUCCACUGCCCUCUCAGGAACUUCUCUCCAGACCACCAUCAGAUUUCCCACCACAUCUGGGACCCAGUCACAGCCUACCACUGAGGUUCCAACAGUCACCACCUCUUCGAUAACUGCCACCCAUCACACUGCCUCCACCAGUCCACAUGAGGUGUCUUCUGCAUCUACCAUGAGGCCAACUGCUACCACCCACCUUGCCACCACAGUUACAGAGGUAAAAACAACCAGCCCACCGAUAAUCAGCACCACCAAGGCCUUCUCUCAACCCCUCCUGUCCUUCAGCACACACAGGACUUCACCUGUCCACGUCACACAGCCUUCCUCCACAACUCACCUGGAAACCACAUCUGUCCAUCCCACCACCACCUCCUCCUACCCCAGCAGUAAGGAAACUGGCACCACAGUGGCCCUAACUUCUUCGACUACACCCAGCAGUGUCCACACCCCAGCAUCCACACACUCCGCUCCCACUCUGUCCGACUCCCACACUCAACACUACACACCCACAGGAACAUCCCUCCAGACCACCACCAACAUUCCCGCCACAACCGCUCCUCAGACACAGCCUCCCAGUGAGUCUCCAACAGUCAUCACUUCACUGGUAACUUCCAGCCCUCAGAGCACCACAACCAGUCCACAAAUGGUGUCUUCUGCUUCCACCACCAAACCAACUGCUACCACCCAACCAAGCUCUGUGAUUACAGGAACCACACACACUGCACUACCAGCAACCGUCACCACCAGUUCCACUACCCAGGCCCACCUGUCAUUCAGUACAACCAAGACAUCGCCUGUCCACAUCACACAACCUGCCUCCACAUCUCACCUGGAAUCCACGUCACUCCAUCCCGACACCACCUCCUCCUACCCCAGGAGUACAGAAACUGGCACCACAGUGGCCCUUACCACCUCCAUCACACCCAGCAGUGUCCACACCUCAUUGUCCACACACUCCUCUCCCACAGUGUCAGUCUUGCAUACUUCACACUCCACUGCCCUCUCAGGAACUUCUCUCCAGACCACCAUCAGAUUUCCCACCACAUCUGGGACCCAGUCACAGCCUACCACUGAGGUUCCAACAGUCACCACCUCUUCGAUAACUGCCACCCAUCACACUGCCUCCACCAGUCCACAUGAGGUGUCUUCUGCAUCUACCAUGAGGCCAACUGCUACCACCCACCUUGCCACCACAGUUACAGAGGUAAAAACAACCAGCCCACCGAUAAUCAGCACCACCAAGGCCUUCUCUCAACCCCUCCUGUCCUUCAGCACACCCAGGACUUCACCUGUCCACGUCACACAGCCUUCCUCCACAACUCACCUGGAAACCACAUCUGUCCAUCCCACCACCACCUCCUCCUACCCCAGCAGUAAGGAAACUGGCACCACAGUGGCCCUAACUUCUUCGACUACACCCAGCAGUGUCCACACCCCAGCAUCCACACACUCCGCUCCCACUCUGUCCGACUCCCACACUCAACACUACACACCCACAGGAACAUCCCUCCAGACCACCACCAACAUUCCCGCCACAACCGCUCCUCAGACACAGCCUCCCAGUGAGUCUCCAACAGUCAUCACUUCACUGGUAACUUCAAGCCCUCAGAGCACCACAACCAGUCCACAAAUGGUGUCUUCUGCUUCCACCACCAAACCAACUGCUACCACCCAACCAAGCUCUGUGAUUACAGGAACCACACACACUGCACUACCAGCAACCGUCACCACCAGUUCCACUACCCAGGCCCACCUGUCAUUCAGUACAACCAAGACAUCGCCUGUCCACAUCACACAACCUGCCUCCACAUCUCACCUGGAAUCCACGUCACUCCAUCCCGACACCACCUCCUCCUACCCCAGGAGUACAGAAACUGGCACCACAGUGGCCCUUACCACCUCCAUCACACCCAGCAGUGUCCACACCUCAUUGUCCACACACUCCUCUCCCACAGUGUCAGUCUUGCAUACUUCACACUCCACUGCCCUCUCAGGAACUUCUCUCCAGACCACCAUCAGAUUUCCCACCACAUCUGGGACCCAGUCACAGCCUACCACUGAGGUUCCAACAGUCACCACCUCUUCGAUAACUGCCACCCAUCACACUGCCUCCACCAGUCCACAUGAGGUGUCUUCUGCAUCUACCAUGAGGCCAACUGCUACCACCCACCUUGCCACCACAGUUACAGAGGUAAAAACAACCAGCCCACCGAUAAUCAGCACCACCAAGGCCUUCUCUCAACCCCUCCUGUCCUUCAGCACACACAGGACUUCACCUGUCCAUGUCACACAGCCUUCCUCCACAACUCACCUGGAAACCACAUCUGUCCAUCCCACCACCACCUCCUCCUACCCCAGCAGUAAGGAAACUGGCACCACAGUGGCCCUAACUUCUUCGACUACACCCAGCAGUGUCCACACCCCAGCAUCCACACACUCCGCUCCCACUCUGUCCGACUCCCACACUCAACACUACACACCCACAGGAACAUCCCUCCAGACCACCACCAACAUUCCCGCCACAACCGCUCCUCAGACACAGCCUCCCAGUGAGUCUCCAACAGUCAUCACUUCACUGGUAACUUCAAGCCCUCAGAGCACCACAACCAGUCCACAAAUGGUGUCUUCUGCUUCCACCACCAAACCAACUGCUACCACCCAACCAAGCUCUGUGAUUACAGGAACCACACACACUGCACUACCAGCAACCGUCACCACCAGUUCCACUACCCAGGCCCACCUGUCAUUCAGUACAACCAAGACAUCGCCUGUCCACAUCACACAACCUGCCUCCACAUCUCACCUGGAAUCCACGUCACUCCAUCCCGACACCACCUCCUCCUACCCCAGGAGUACAGAAACUGGCACCACAGUGGCCCUUACCACCUCCACCACACCCAGCAGUGUCCACACCUCACUGUCCACACACUCCUCUCCCACAGUGUCAGUCUUGCAUACUUCACACUCCACUGCCCUCUCAGGAACUUCUCUCCAGACCACCAUCAGAUUUCCCACCACAUCUGGGACCCAGUCACAGCCUACCACUGAGGUUCCAACAGUCACCACCUCUUCGAUAACUGCCACCCAUCACACUGCCUCCACCAGUCCACAUGAGGUGUCUUCUGCAUCUACCAUGAGGCCAACUGCUACCACCCACCUUGCCACCACAGUUACAGAGGUAAAAACAACCAGCCCACCGAUAAUCAGCACCACCAAGGCCUUCUCUCAACCCCUCCUGUCCUUCAGCACACCCAGGACUUCACCUGUCCACGUCACACAGCCUUCCUCCACAACUCACCUGGAAACCACAUCUGUCCAUCCCACCACCACCUCCUCCUACCCCAGCAGUAAGGAAACUGGCACCACAGUGGCCCUAACUUCUUCGACUGCACCCAGCAGUGUCCACACCCCAGCAUCCACACACUCCGCUCCCACUCUGUCCGACUCCCACACUCAACACUACACACCCACAGGAACAUCCCUCCAGACCACCACCAACAUUCCCGCCACAACCGCUCCUCAGACACAGCCUCCCAGUGAGUCUCCAACAGUCAUCACUUCACUGGUAACUUCAAGCCCUCAGAGCACCACAACCAGUCCACAAAUGGUGUCUUCUGCUUCCACCACCAAACCAACUGCUACCACCCAACCAACCUCUGUGAUUACAGGAACCACACACACUGCACUACCAGCAACCGUCACCACCAGUUCCACUACCCAGGUCCACCUGUCAUUCAGUACAACCAAGACAUCGCCUGUCCACAUCACACAACCUGCCUCCACAUCUCACCUGGAAUCCACCUCACUCCAUCUCGACACCACCUCCUCCUACGCCAGGAGUACAGAAACUGGCACCACAGUGGCCCUUACCACCUCCACCACACCCAGCAGUGUCCACACCUCAUUGUCCACACACUCCUCUCCCACAGUGUCAGUCUUGCAUACUUCACACUCCACUGCCCUCUCAGGAACUUCUCUCCAGACCACCACCAGAUUUCCCACCACAUCUGGGACCCAGUCACAGCCUACCACUGAGGUUCCAACAGUCACCACCUCUUCGAUAACUGCCACCCAUCACACUGCCUCCACCAGUCCACAUGAGGUGUCUUCUGCAUCUACCAUGGGGCCAACUGCUACCACCCACCUUGCCACCACAGUUACAGAGGUAAAAACAACCAGCCCACCGAUAAUCAGCACCACCAAGGCCUUCUCUCAACCCCUCCUGUCCUUCAGCACACCCAGGACUUCACCUGUCCACGUCACACAGCCUUCCUCCACAACUCACCUGGAAACCACAUCUGUCCAUCCCACCACCACCUCCUCCUACCCCAGCAGUAAGGAAACUGGCACCACAGUGGCCCUAACUUCUUCGACUGCACCCAGCAGUGUCCACACCCCAGCAUCCACACACUCCGCUCCCACUCUGUCCGACUCCCACACUCAACACUACACACCCACAGGAACAUCCCUCCAGACCACCAGCAACAUUCCCGCCACAACCGCUCCUCAGACACAGCCCCCCAGUGAGUCUCCAACAGUCAUCACUUCACUGGUAACUUCAAGCCCUCAGAGCACCACAACCAGUCCACAAAUGGUGUCUUCUGCUUCCACCACCAAACCAACUGCUACCACCCAACCAAGCUCUGUGAUUACAGGAACCACACACACUGCACUACCAGCAACCGUCACCACCAGUUCCACUACCCAGGUCCACCUGUCAUUCAGUACAACCAAGACAUCGCCUGUCCACAUCACACAACCUGCCUCCACAUCUCACCUGGAAUCCACGUCACUCCAUCCCGACACCACCUCCUCCUACCCCAGGAGUACAGAAACUGGCACCACAGUGGCCCUUACCACCUCCACCACACCCAGCAGUGUCCACACCUCAUUGUCCACACACUCCUCUCCCACAGUGUCAGUCUUGCAUACUUCACACUCCACUGCCCUCUCAGGAACUUCUCUCCAGACCACCACCAGAUUUCCCACCACAUCUGGGACCCAGUCACAGCCUACCACUGAGGUUCCAACAGUCACCACCUCUUCAAUAACUGUCACCCAUCACACUGCCUCCACCAGUCCACAUGAGGUGUCUUCUGCAUCUACCAUGAGGCCAACUGCUACCACCCACCUUGCCACCACAGUUACAGAGGUAAAAACAACCAGCCCACCGAUAAUCAGCACCACCAAGGCCUUCUCUCAACCCCUCCUGUCCUUCAGCACACACAGGACUUCACCUGUCCACGUCACACAGCCUUCCUUCACAACUCACCUGGAAACCACAUCUGUCCAUCCCACCACCACCUCCUCCUACCCCAGCAGUAAGGAAACUGGCACCACAGUGGCCCUAACUUCUUCGACUGCACCCAGCAGUGUCCACACCCCAGCAUCCACACACUCCGCUCCCACUCUGUCCGACUCCCACACUCAACACUACACACCCACAGGAACAUCCCUCCAGACCACCACCAACAUUCCCGCCACAACCACUCCUCAGACACAGCCUCCCAGUGAGUCUCCAACAGUCAUCACUUCACUGGUAACUUCCAGCCCUCAGAGCACCAAAACCAGUCCACAAAUGGUGUCUUCUGCUUCCACCACCAAACCAACUGCUACCACCCAACCAACCUCUGUGAUUACAGGAACCACACACACUGCACUACCAGCAACCGUCACCACCAGUUCCACUACCCAGGCCCACCUGUCAUUCAGUACAACCAAGACAUCGCCUGUCCACAUCACACAACCUGCCUCCACAUCUCACCUGAAAUCCACGUCACUCCAUCCCGACACCACCUCCUCCUACCCCAGGAGUACAGAAACUGGCACCACAGUGGCCCUUACCACCUCCACCACACCCAGCAGUGUUCACACCUCAUUGUCCACACACUCCUCUCCCACAGUGUCAGUCUUGCAUACUUCACACUCCACUGCCCUCUCAGGAACUUCUCUAGAGACCACCAUCAGAUUUCCCACCACAUCUGGGACCCAGUCACAGCCUACCACUGAGUUUCCAACAGUCACCACCUCUUCGAUAACUGCCACCCAUCACACUGCCUCCACCAGUCCACAUGAGGUGUCUUCUGCAUCUACCAUGAGGCCAACUGCUACCACCCACCUUGCCACCACAGUUACAGAGGUAAAAACAACCAGCCCACCGAUAAUCAGCACCACCAAGGCCUUCUCUCAACCCCUCCUGUCCUUCAGCACACCCAGGACUUCACCUGUCCACGUCACACAGCCUUCCUCCACAACUCACCUGGAAACCACAUCUGUCCAUCCCACCACCACCUCCUCCUACCCCAGCAGUAAGGAAACUGGCACCACAGUGGCCCUAACUUCUUCGACUGCACCCAGCAGUGUCCACACCCCAGCAUCCACACACUCCGCUCCCACUCUGUCCGACUCCCACACUCAACACUACACACCCACAGGAACAUCCCUCCAGACCACCACCAACAUUCCCGCCACAACCGCUCCUCAGACACAGCCUCCCAGUGAGUCUCCAACAGUCAUCACUUCACUGGUAACUUCCAGCCCUCAGAGCACCACAACCAGUCCACAAAUGGUGUCUUCUGCUUCCACCACCAAACCAACUGCUACCACCCAACCAACCUCUGUGAUUACAGGAACCACACACACUGCACUACCAGCAACCGUCACCACUACACAGGUCCACCUGUCAUUCAGUACAACCAAGACAUCGCCUGUCCACAUCACACAACCUGCCUCCACAUCUCACCUGGAAUCCACGUCACUCCAUCCUGACACCACCUCCUCCUACCCCAGGAGUACAGAAACUGGCACCACAGUGGCCCUUACCACCUCCAUCACACCCAGCAGUGUCCACACCUCAUUGUCCACACACUCCUCUCCCACAGUGUCAGUCUUGCAUACUUCACACUCCACUGCCCUCUCAGGAACUUCUCUCCAGACCACCACCAGAUUUCCCACCACAUCUGGGACCCAGUCACAGCCUACCACUGAGGUUCCAACAGUCACCACCUCUUCGAUAACUGCCACCCAUCACACUGCCUCCACCAGUCCACAUGAGGUGUCUUCUGCAUCUACCAUGAGGCCAACUGCUACCACCCACCUUGCCACCACAGUUACAGAGGUAAAAACAACCAGCCCACCGAUAAUCAGCACCACCAAGGCCUUCUCUCAACCCCUCCUGUCCUUCAGCACAGCCAGGACUUCACCUGUCCAUGUCACACAGCCUUCCUCCACAACUCACCUGGAAACCACAUCGGUCCAUCCCACCACCACCUCCUCCUACCCCAGCAGUAAGGAAACUGGCACCACAAUGGCCCUAACUCUGUCCGACUCCCACACUCAACACUACACACCCACAGGAACAUCCCUCCAGACCACCACCAACAUUCCCACCACAACUGCUCCUCAGACACAGCCUCCCAGUGAGUCUCCAACAGUCAUCACUUCACUGGUAACUUCAAGCCCUCAGAGCACCAAAACCAGUCCACAAAUGGUGUCUUCUGCUUCCACCACCCAACCAACCUCUGUGAUUACAGGAACCACACACACUGUACUACCAGCAACCGUCAACACCAGUUCCACUACCCAGGCCCACCUCUCAUUCAGUACAACCAGGACAUCACCUGUCCACAUCACACAUUUCUCCACUCCUCACCUGGAAUCCACAUCUAUCCAUCCCACCAGCACAUCAUCCUACUCAAGCAGUAGGGAAACCGGCACCACAGUGGCCCUAACUUCUUCUGCACCCAGCAGUGUCCACACCUCAUUGUCCACACACUCCUCUCCCACCCUGUCAGUCUCCCACACUCAACACUACAUGCCCACAGGAACAUCCCUCCAGACCACCACCAACAUUCCCACCACAACUGGUCCUCAGACACAGCCUCCCAGUGAGUCUACAGUAGUCACCACCUCUUUGGUAUCUCCCACAUCUGACAGCACCACAACUAGUCAACACAUGGUGUCUUCAGCUUCCACCAUGACGCCAACUGCUACAGCCCGCCCAGCAUCCAUGGUGACAGGAACCACACACAUUGCACCACCAACUGUUAGUACCAGUUCUACUACACAGGCCCACCUGUCUUUCAGUACAGCCAGGACAUCACCUGUCUACAUCACACAGCCUUCCUCCACCAUCCACCUGGAAUCCACAUCACUCCAUCCAACCAGCACAUCAUUCUACCCAAGCAAUAUGGAGCCCAGUGCCACAGUGGCCCCUACCACCUCUACCACCCCCAGCACUGCCCAUCCUGCAUUCUCCACACCCUACUCCUCCACGCUGUCAGUCUCCCACACUUCAUAUCCCACACCCACCUCAGAAACUUCACUCCAGACCUCUACCAACUUUCCCACUGCAUCCAGGUCCCCAGUCACAUCUACUGAGGCUCCCUCAGUCACCAUUUCCUUGCUAUCACCACCUUCUGAGAGACCCAGCACCCCAGACAGUCAAUCCUCGGCCUCCUCUGCAUUGCCUGCUAGUAGCCUUCCCACUGCCACAGUCUUCACCAUCAGCAGUUCACAGUCAGUCCCUCCACUGACCACAGCUACCACUGGUACCGGGCACGCACAUACUUCCUCCCCUGAAGACAGCCUCACCUCUUCCCAGCUCCUCACUUCUAGCCUCAGUCCUUUGCCUUCAUCCCUUUCAACCCCUGUGUCUUUGCACUCCAGCCUCUCAACUUCUCUUUCUCCCACUGAUUUUCCACAUUCCUCUACCUUUUCCCAUAAAACUUCUCCUAACUCCCAUAGUCCUCCCUCCUCCCCCUCCUCCUCCUCUCCUCCCUUGACUUCCUCUUCCGCAUCUCCAUCACCCUCUGAUAGGACUGCUUCCCAGGCCUCUGUCACCUCAAGCAUAGUCCCUCCUGCCACACUUCCUAUAGGCCCCACCACAUUGUCCCUUCCUGUGUCUCUUUCCUCCAGUCCCUCUCCUCUGCCUCCCUCUAUUUUCCCAUCUGUCUCCUUGCCUGCCCUCUCUCUGUCCACCACAUCCUCUGCGUCAUGGUCUCCCUCCUUGGCCUCCAACACAGGUUCUCUAGUAACAUCCAGGACCACGCCCCAGGUUCCCAUGCCUUCCACUUUCUCCUCUCUGGCCACCACCUUGCAGGCCACCGCUCUUACCACCAUGGCCCCUGUGUCUGGCCUGAUGUCCUCAACCUUGGGGACAAUAUCCUCCCCGCACUCUCCAUCCACCAACCUCACCACUAGGUACCCUGGGUUCACCCACCUCCCCACAUCCACGUUCCCAUCCAGCUCAGUUUCCUCCCACACAACGUCACCCACCACUCUGGAGGUACUCUCCACUGUGAGCCCCUGGCUGUCCCCUCUGGUGACCUCUCCCACAGGCUCUGCAGUCCCAGAACCCUGCAGCGUGAAGGAGCGAAAGCAAGUGGUCACCCACCAGGGCUGCACUGCCAAUGUGACCAUGACCCACUGUGAGGGCGUCUGCACCUCCUCUGCCAGCUUCAAUGUCACCACCCAGCAGUUGGACAUCCACUGUGGCUGCUGCCGGCCCCUCAGCUUCUACAUGCAAGAGCUCCUCCUGCCCUGCCAGGACCCCAGUUCACCUAGCCAGCUGCUCACGCUCACCGUGCAGGUGGUCCACAGCUGUGUGUGUGGACGCCAGCACUGUGGAGAAUAGAGGCACAAGGUCAUAGGUCAAGGGACAAGGGCAGGUGCCCCUACCCCCACCCCUCUCACCCCCAUCCUAGUCCCGGGUGAGGCCUAGAGAUAUGGAGCAGAGGCCAGGAAGGGAAGACAAGGCUGAUUGGGCAGUGUGGGUACCUGCACAGGCUGAGCAUCACAUACAGUGAAGACCCGAGGAGGACAAGAGGUGUGAGACACCCCCACACCCACAGGACCCGGGCCUUCCCAAGAAGCCACUGCCAACAACCAGCCAACUCCAAAUAAACUGGUUCUUGUGAGGCAGA